Molecule: messenger RNA, 738 nt
Organism: Trichoderma gamsii
Lineage: Eukaryota; Fungi; Ascomycota; Sordariomycetes; Hypocreales; Hypocreaceae
Product: cyanamide hydratase family HD domain-containing protein
Exons: 2
Coding region: 1-738 (245 amino acids)
Source: RefSeq, a predicted model, not a curated record
AUGUGUCAAGACGAGAUUGCGUCCAACGGCUGGACCAGCGUUCGCAGGCAUGCUGGGCUUUUCUUCGGCGAUCGACUAACCACUAUUGAACCACUGCCCUUUUCCGUCAGUGAGCUGGGAUUUCCAUCCAGCGACGGCGUAGUGGCAAAGACGAUUAAUUAUGCCAAGGCGGUUCUUCACCCCCAAACUUUCAAUCAUUCUAUGAGAGCGUACUACUUUGGAAUGGCUAUCACAAAGCAAUAUUUCCCGAAGCAGGCGGCUGAGCUUAACCCUGUUACCUGGGCUCUUACUUGUCUGCUCCACGAUCUUGGAACUGCGGAGGAAAAUUUGACCGCUACUAGAAUGUCCUUUGAUAUCUAUGGUGGCAUCAAGGCUCUACAGAUUCUCAAGGAUUUCGGAGCCACUACAGAUCAGGCAGAGGCUGUUUCAGAGGCCAUCAUCCGACAUGAGGAUACGGGAGUUGAAGGAGAGAUUGCGUAUCUCGGCCAGCUGAUUCAACUUGCCACACUGUUCGAUAACAUUGGCAAGCACCCCCACGUCAAGAACUUUGAAAAGUUGUUGCAUCAUUCGACGGUCGCCGAGAUCAAUGAAGCCCACCCGCGAAUGAAGUGGUCCACGUUUUUCUCUGAGACCAUUCGCAAGGAAAUGGACAUUAAACCGUGGUGUCAUUCAACAGUCCUCGUUAACUUUCCCAAUGACACUGAAGCUAAUCCACUCAUGAAGGAAUGGGAUUUUUGA